Molecule: messenger RNA, 436 nt
Organism: Oncorhynchus kisutch (coho salmon)
Lineage: Eukaryota; Metazoa; Chordata; Actinopteri; Salmoniformes; Salmonidae
Product: saxiphilin-like
Exons: 5
Coding region: 47-343 (98 amino acids)
Biological process (GO): cell-matrix adhesion
Cellular component (GO): basement membrane
Source: RefSeq, a predicted model, not a curated record
CCCACCCAGUGAAUCCCUUGGAAGAGUGCAGAAGGAGACUAUCACCAUGGCGAUAUUGACCAUCAUUCUGCUUGUCAGCACGGCUUUUGCUCUGGGAGAUGGUACGAAAGGACCCAAGACCCCAUGUGAGGAUGCUAGAGAUGCCGUAACACAUGGCCCAAUUGGAGCCUACACCCCCACGUGUGACGCCGCAGGACGAUACACACCUGAGCAAUGUUCGGGUUCUACAGGUUACUGUUGGUGUGUGAACAGUUCUGGACAGAAGAUCCAGGGUACUGAGACUCCACCAGGCACUGUUAUCAACUGUUCCACCAAGAUGAAAGGCGUUGGAAGUAAGAUGUAGAAGACGGCCAGUUGUCUUUACUGUACUACAGGAACGGAUUCACAUCCCAUACAAAUAAAUACAUGAAGGAAUCCAGAGAUUAAAGUGUUGAUU